Messenger RNA from Colletotrichum gloeosporioides, 1560 nucleotides. Its product is annotated as Eukaryotic peptide chain release factor subunit 1. The transcript is spliced from 5 exons. Gene Ontology annotation, cellular component: cytosol; translation release factor complex. Bases 1 to 1560 code for a protein of 519 amino acids. Gene Ontology annotation, molecular function: sequence-specific mRNA binding; translation release factor activity, codon specific. The record is from RefSeq and is a predicted model, not a curated record. Lineage: Eukaryota; Fungi; Ascomycota; Sordariomycetes; Glomerellales; Glomerellaceae. Gene Ontology annotation, biological process: cytoplasmic translational termination.
AUGGCGGACGCUCAGAAGGACGAGGCCGAGAAGAACAUCGAGAUAUGGAAGGUGAAGAAGCUCAUCAAGCGCCUCGAGGCCGCUCGUGGUAACGGCACAUCCAUGAUCUCCCUCAUCAUCCCUCCCAAGGAUCAGAUCUCGCGUGCCGCCAAGAUGUUGGCUGAAGAAUACGGUACUGCCUCGAACAUCAAGUCCAGAGUCAACAGACAGUCCGUCCUUUCGGCCAUUACCUCCACCCAGCAGCGUCUCAAGUUGUACAACAAGGUCCCCCCCAACGGCCUGGUCGUCUACUGUGGUGAAAUCUUGACCUCGGAAGGCAAGGAAAGGAAGGUCAACAUCGAUUUCGAGCCCUUCAAGCCCAUCAACACCUCCCUCUACCUCUGUGACAACAAGUUCCACACCGAGGCCUUGGCCGAGCUGCUCGAGUCUGACCAGAGAUUCGGUUUCAUCAUCAUGGACGGUAACGGAGCCCUCUUCGGUACUCUUUCCGGAAACACCAGAGAUAUUGUCCACAAGUUCUCGGUCGAUCUCCCCAAGAAGCACGGCCGUGGUGGUCAGUCCGCCCUGCGUUUCGCCCGUCUCCGUGAGGAAAAGCGCCACAACUACGUCCGCAAGGUUGCCGAGUUGGCCGUUCAGAACUUCAUCACCAACGACAAGGUCAACGUCGCCGGUCUGAUUCUGGCUGGUUCUGCCGAUUUCAAGAACGACCUCAACGCCUCCGACAUGUUUGACGGCCGUCUGGCUUCCAAGGUUAUCAAGGUUGUUGACGUCUCCUACGGCGGUGAGAACGGCUUCAACCAGGCUAUCGAGCUUUCCUCCGAGACCCUCGGUAACGUCAAGUUCAUCCAGGAGAAGAAGCUUAUUGGAAAGUACUUUGAGGAGAUCAGCCAGGACACUGGCCGCGUCUGCUACGGUAUUGAAGAUACCCUGAAGGCUCUGGAGCUCGGCGCCGUCGAGACCCUGAUUGUUUUCGAGAACCUGGAGAUCACCCGCUGGAAGCUCAAGGACAGCCAAAACGCCGAGCACAUCCUGCACACCACCAAGCAGCAGGAGGCCUCCGGCCGUGAUGCCUUCUUGGACAAGGAGACCGGCCAGGAGAUGGAAGUUGUCUCCCAGGAGUCUUUCCUUGAGUGGAUUGCGGAGCACUACAAGGAUUUCGGUACUAACCUUGAGUUCGUCUCGGACCGUUCCACGGAAGGAAACCAGUUCGUCAAGGGAUUCGGUGGUAUCGGUGGUAUCCUCCGAUACAAGGUGAACUUUGAGCAGUUGGCUGAUAUCGACGACGAUGAUGAAUACUACGACGGUAUGCUCUUCGAGAUGACACCUCGCACAACAGCGGCUGACGUUUUACAGAUUGACCUUCCGAAUCCCUCGAGAUUGAGGGAUCGACUCAAGCAUCAGGAGUCCGCGCGCGCGGCGCCGCAGCCCGCCAACGCGCCGGCCCGCGCGCCCAUGGCCGCUCAUCGGCUCUUCGCGGAAAGAAGCCCGACGAGCCCGGCUACCCUCACGCACCAAGUGGCGCGCCCGAGCCCGCUUCGGUCUGUUAUGAAGGCCUCUUGA